AACAUCACCUGUCUUUCCAUUUUUUAAAAAUGGCUUCUUUCUCCAUUAAAUCCAACCCAAUGGUGGUGGCGCCGGCGGUGUUUCUUCUUGUUCUUCAACUGGUGGCGGUGGUACUCGCGGCGGAGACUCCAAGCGGCGGUGGACAGAGGGAAUUUGACUAUUUUGUGUUGGCUCUUCAAUGGCCAGCUACUUCUUGCAAGAACACGGGCAAGUGUUGCCCGGCCAAUGGUUGCUGCCGUGGAGCUGACUCUCCCACUGAAUUUACAAUCCAUGGGUUAUGGCCUCAGUAUAAUGAGAGAGGAUGGCCAUCUUGUUGCACUGAUGCAGUCUUCAAUCAAAAUGAGAUUAGCUUGUUGGAAGAGGAUAUUCAAAAGUAUUGGCCAACCUAUAGAUGUGGUACUACAGGCAACUGCCAUGGUACCAAAGGAUCAUUUUGGGCUCAUGAGUAUGAGAAGCAUGGGACCUGCGCAGCUCCUGUGAUUGUCGGCGAAUACGAUUACUUCUUGACAACGCUCACCAUCUUCUCCAAGUACAAUGUCACCAAAGCAUUGAGCGAUGCUGGGUUUGUAGCUUCCAAUACUGAGAAGUAUGCUCUAGGAGACGUGGUGGAUGCAGUUAAGAAUGCUACCGAUUCAACUCCGAAGAUUAGCUGUGCUAAAAAGGGGGCUGUCAAGGAGCUUUGGAUAUGCUUUGACAAGAACUUUGAGCCACGUGAUUGUGACCUUGCCAAUUCAUGCCCCGACUUUAUUAAGCUCCCAACGUAUGAGUCUCAGGGUGUGAUGGAGGGAGCUAUUCCAUGGAUUGCUGAUGCUGAAGCACUUGUUUAACCUGUUUUUGAAGCUCAAAUUGGAUGAUCCUUCUUGAUGUCUAAUUAUCACUCUUUGAACUAUAAAAGAGAGAGAUCUCUCCUUUCUUUUUGUAGU
This is a messenger RNA of Cucurbita pepo subsp. pepo (vegetable marrow), 923 nucleotides long. Its product is annotated as ribonuclease 2-like. The record is from RefSeq and is a predicted model, not a curated record. Gene Ontology annotation, biological process: RNA catabolic process. Gene Ontology annotation, molecular function: ribonuclease T2 activity; RNA binding. NCBI's taxonomy places the organism in Eukaryota, Viridiplantae, Streptophyta, Magnoliopsida, Cucurbitales, Cucurbitaceae. Gene Ontology annotation, cellular component: extracellular region.